Necator americanus (New World hookworm) is the source of this 1083-nucleotide messenger RNA. RefSeq lists its product as uncharacterized. The coding region runs from base 1 to 1083 and encodes 360 amino acids. The transcript is spliced from 8 exons. Lineage: Eukaryota; Metazoa; Nematoda; Chromadorea; Rhabditida; Ancylostomatidae. Gene Ontology annotation, molecular function: protein binding. The record is from RefSeq and is a predicted model, not a curated record.
AUGGCCGACCUACGAUAUACUAGGUAUUCAUCGUCAGCAGCUGCAGGUGAUGGAUUUGGAAGCUAUCGUCUCAACGCGCUUUGCGCUGAUGGAGUACGAGGAAAGUUUGUUCGCUUACUUGAUAACAUGAAUCAAGGAACAACUCCUGCAGUUCGAACACCGACCGGGUGUACAACAACACCGUUUGAAGUGGUGACUGGAGUAAGACAAGGAGCAGUGGCAGGAUCCUUUCUGUUCCAUUUUCGAGGAACAGUAGAUCAUUCUAUGGACAUCCAUAUCAUACUAACACAAUCAGGAUGCGUCUUGACCGACUUCGAGUAUGCUGACGAUAUUGCGAUAGUCUCGGAAAGCAGCACAGAACUUCGGGUAGACCUAGCGUCUACCCGAAGCGAGACGUAUUGUUUCGCAGGAGACAAUGGAAUAGCGACGAAUUGGAUUGAUUCUGUGCAAGCUCUUGCUGAAGAACGAGUAGGUGUUGUUAGCAUGGUUGUCAUUGAAGAAGUGCAAGAAGGCUCUAGUAUAACCGAAACAGUAAAGAAGCUGAAAGAAGAAGGGAACAGGAAUUUCGGUCAGGGAGAUUGGGUAGCUGCAUCCGAAAAAUACAAGGAGGCGUUGGAUAUUUGUCCUCCUGAAGCAGAGUCUGUUCGAUCGAUCCUACUCUCCAACUUGUCGGCCGCCUAUAUCAAACAGACACAGUGGGAAGCAGCAGCGGAAGCUGCUACUGAAGCUAUAAAGGCUAACGUGCCAAACGAGAAGGCACUGGAGCGACGAGCUUUUGCGUAUUCAAACAUUCCGGAAAAGUACCAAAACGCAGUCGACGACUACGAAACGUUAAAGGAGCAAUUCCCACAACGAACGCAGUACACCGCAAAAAUCCGAGAAAUACAAAAGAAAAUUGAAGUUCGAAAUGAACAGAUGAAGGACGACAUGAUUAAUAAAUUGAAACAGCUCGGCGACGUGUGUCUGCGCCCGUUUGGUUUGUCUACGAAUAGUUUUCAACUAACACCGAAUGCAGAAGGUGGAUAUAGCAUAUCCUUGAAAAAUAAAGAGAAUCCUAAGGAAGACGAAGAGGAAACUUCAUGA